Molecule: messenger RNA, 2602 nt
Organism: Spirometra erinaceieuropaei
Lineage: Eukaryota; Metazoa; Platyhelminthes; Cestoda; Diphyllobothriidea; Diphyllobothriidae
Source: the annotation of a GenBank genome assembly
AUGGUCGUGGUGGUCGCUCACUUGCUUGCAGGGGAGACUGCGCCUAGCGUCCACUUGCUGGCACUCAACUCUCACCUGUGGAUCCACGUAGCUGGACUCUGCUCGGCGGCCACACCCCGGGCAACCGUCUCGACCGGCGGGCUAAACCAGGUGAGGGGGCCCUGUGCGCUGUGCCGUGUGCAUAGGGUUUGCGGAUUCCGCUGGAUGGAAGGUCGGAUGGAACCUUGCGUCGGCACCGUCGUGACGUGGUUCGUCUCUGCACGCCGCUGGACAGCCGGUGACGGGAUGGAUCUCCACGUCGACAUUGCCUUGACGCGCCCACCUACGCCGUCGGAGACCGCGGCUUACGGCGAAUUCGAGUCGCUCUCCACUACAACCCGAAGUCGUGGUCCCAUAGUGGAGUUCGGCCGUGCCAAAACGGCACAUGGCAGCCCUAUUCUGGGAUGGCACUGCCAGCCCCCACGAGGGGAAGGGCCUAGAAAAGGUGGCCUAAACAUUGCUGGGUACCACGCCGUCUCCAGGCUAGCCAGGGCCGCAGACGUCUAAUCAUGGUCGAAACAAUCAAAAUCGAAACAACAACAAUACCAAUAACAACAACAACCAUACUCAUUCUCCUCAUCCUACCUCUUCUUCCUCUUCCUCUGCCUAUUCUUCUGCCUAUACUUCUCCUUCGUCACCUUCUUCUCCAUCUCCUUCCCGUCGCCCCACUCGCUGUCACCAGACUGGCCGGGUGAGCCCGCACACUCUGGCAGCCUGGAAUGUUCGUUCCCUUCUAGACAAUCCGAGGAGCAACCGACCGGAACGGAGGACGGCGCUAGUGGCACGAGAACUGGCGCGCUACAAGGUGGACAUCGCCGCACUCAGCGAGACCCGAUUCUUCGAACAAGGCCAACUGGAGGAGGUGGGUGCCGGCUACACCUUCUUCUGGAGCGGUCGACCCAGGGCAGAGCGACGGGAUGCGGGUGUCGCCUUCGCCAUUCGGAACGACAUCGUGGGACGACUGCCCUGUUUGCCGCAGGGCAUAAACGAUCGCCUGAUGAGCCUCCGUCUGCCUCUCUGGGGAGGCAAAUUCGCCACCAUCAUCAGCGCCUACGCUCCGACGAUGACCAACCCCGACGUCGUCAGAGACAAAUUCUACGAGGACCUGCACGCCCUCUUGGCGACUGUGUUGAAGGCGGACAAGUUGAUUGUCCUUGGUGACUUCAACGCCCGCGUCGGCACAGACCAUACUGCCUGGAGAGGAGUGCUGGGUCCCCACGGUCUCCGCGGCUCAAACGACAAUGGUCUGCUGCUUCUCCGCACCUGCGCAGAACACCGCCUCAUCCUGACGAACACGUUCUUCUGUCUGCCGGAGCGAGAGAAGGCCACCUGGAGGCAUCCUCGGUCGCACCAGUGGCACCUGCUGGACUAUGUCCUCGUCCGGAGGCGAGAUCAGCGGGACGUGCUGGUGACGAAAGCGAUCGCGGGUGCUGACGGGUGGACCGACCAUCGCCUCGUCAUCUCGAAGAUGCGUAUUCGCCUACAGCCUCGCAGGAGACCACAAGGUAAUCGACCCCCAGGUAAGCUGAAUGUUGCCUUGUUGUCUUUGCCCGCUCAUCAUCUUCUUUUCAGCAAUGAGCUAGCUCAAAGGCUAGACAACCUUCCUAUCGCUGCCGACGCCGCCGCUGCCGAGAACGCCUCCGUGGAGAACCGCUGGUGUUAACUGCGUGACACAGUCCAAUCGACGGCGCUCGCCGUCCUCGGUCGCGCUCCCCGCCAACACCAGGACUGGUUCGACGACAACGACGCUGCCAUCAGAAAUCUGCUUGCCGAGAAGAACCGCCUACACAAAGUCUACGUAGAUCACCCCACUGAUGCCACCAAAGCUGCCUUCUACCGCAGCCGCCGCCAACUUCAGCAACGACUGCGCAAGAUGCAGGACGCCUGGACCGCUCGCAAAGCUGAGGAGAUCCAAGGGUACGCGGACCGCAACGAAUGGAAGAACUUCUUCUCUGCGAUCAAAGCUGUCUACGGUCCGGCGACGAAGGGCACUGCUCCUCUCCUCAGCGCCGAAGGCAACAUUCUCCUGACUGAGAAGACGAAAAUCCUACAGCGAUGGGCCGAGCAUUUCCGAGGCGUCCUCAACCGCCCCUCGGUCAUCUCCGACGCCGUCAUCGAGCGUUUGCCGCAAGUGGAGACCAACGUGGACCUCCCGCCAUCUCUCCAGGAGACCAUUAGGGCCGUGCAGCAGCUCUCCAGCGGGAAAGCACCCGGAUCGGACGCAAUCCCUGCUGAGGUCUACAAGCACGGAGGUCCCCAACUGAUGGAUCACCUGACUGCGCUCUUCCAAGACAUGUGGCGUCAAGGUGAAGUCCCGCAAGAUUUCAAAGACGCAACCAUCGUGCAUCUCUACAAGCGCAAAGGGAAUCGCCAACUCUGCGACAAUCACCGCGGCAUCUCCCUGCUGAACAUCGCCGGGAAGAUCUUCACACGAAUCCUCCUCAACCGUCUCAAUAACCAUCUCGAACAGGGCCUUCUGCCGGAAAGCCAAUGCGGCUUCCGUCGUCAUCGUUGGACCACGGAUAUGAUCUUCGCCGCCCGCCAACUUCACGAGAAGUUUUAG